Molecule: messenger RNA, 1911 nt
Organism: Morone saxatilis (striped sea-bass)
Lineage: Eukaryota; Metazoa; Chordata; Actinopteri; Moronidae
Gene: cnga4
Product: cyclic nucleotide gated channel subunit alpha 4
Exons: 7
Coding region: 16-1911 (631 amino acids)
Biological process (GO): monoatomic cation transmembrane transport
Cellular component (GO): intracellular cyclic nucleotide activated cation channel complex; plasma membrane
Molecular function (GO): intracellularly cGMP-activated cation channel activity; cGMP binding; protein-containing complex binding
Source: RefSeq, a predicted model, not a curated record
GUCUGGCUACAGGUCAUGAUCGCUCCCAUUGUCUACAACACAGUGAUCAUCAUUUUGAGGACGUGCUUCACUACAAUUGCAAUGAGUUACCUGCCUGUGUGGCUUACACUGGACUAUCUGUCAGACCUCAUGUAUUUGGCUGACAUGAUCAUCACUCUUCAUACAGGUUACUUGGAACAAGGCAUCCUGAUCAAGGACCUAACUCAUUUGAAGAAGCGCUACCUGCACUCAAUACGUUUCCUAAGGGAUGUGAUGUCCCUGCUGCCCACCGACUUCCUCUACUUUGUCUUUGGCAUCCAAACCCCGCUGUUAAGGAUCAACCGCCUUCUGCGAAUGCCACGACUCAACGAGGCCAUGGAUCGCAUGGAGACGAGAACCUCCUACCCCAACACCUUCCGCAUCUCCAAGCUCAUGAUCUACAUCUUUGUGUUGAUCCACUGGAAUGCCUGUCUCUACUUCGCACUGUCCAGCUACAUCGGCUUUGGAAGUGACAAUUGGGUGUACCCAAACAUGACCAACUCAGAGUUUGCCUCCAUGCGUCGUCAGUACUUUUACUGCUUCUGGUUCUCUGCCCUGAUUUUCACCACAGUAGGAGACACACCACUACCAGAACAAGAAGAGGAGUACUUGUUUAUGAUUGCAGACCUGCUCAUUGCUGUGCUGGUGUUUGCAUCGGUUGUUGGCAAUGUUGGCACGGUCAUCACAAACCUAAGGGAUCGUGACAAUGUCUUCUUCCCUAACCAUGAGCUGGUGAAAGCAUACCUGCGUAGCCAUCACAUUAGCAAGGAGCUUAGACAACGUAUCGACAACUGGUACCAGCACCUUCACAUCAACAAGAAGAUCAUGCGAGAGAAUGAAAUCCUGGAGCAGCUGCCCAUACACUUGAGAACAGAGAUCGCUGUCAGUGUUCACCUUCCCACACUCUCCAAAGUCACCAUCUUCCAGAGCUGUGAGAAAAGUCUGCUGGAGGAGCUGGUGCUUAAACUAACACCUCAGGUGUUCAGUCCAGGAGAGUACGUCUGCAAAAAAGGAGAUGUGGGCCAUGAAAUGUACAUCAUCAGAGAGGGAAAACUUGCAGUUGUAGCAGAUGAUGGUGUCACAGAGUUUGCUGUACUGGGUGAAGGGAAUUUCUUUGGGGAAAUUAGUAUCCUCAAUAUCAAAGGUAACAAGUCAGGUAAUCGUCGCACCGCCAACAUCCGAAGCAUUGGCCACUCUGACCUGUUCAGCUUGUCCAAAGAAGACCUGACAGACGUGCUAUCUGAGUUCCCUGCAGCCAAACGUCACCUGGAGGAGAAAGGCAGACAGAUCCUCACUAAGAUGGGCAUGUUGGAGGAGAGUGGGGAGGGAGAGGAGGGUGAGGUAGUGAAAGUGGAAACCAAGAUAGAAAGGCUGGAGAGGAAUUUGGAAAUCCUACAAACAAAACUAGCUCGACUUAUGUCGGAAUUAGAGUCCAGCAACCGCAAGAUGCAGAGCAGAGUGGAGCAGCUGGAGCGGGAGGUGGCAGCACUAGAGUGUCAGCCUCCAGAAGAUGGGGAAGAAGGAGAAAGAGCACAGGGAAGAGGGGAAGGGGUGGGAGGGGAGAAACAGGGAGACGAUAGUAAUGAUGUGACCAAAGAGGGAGAUGGAGAGAGCACCAAAAGUACAAAAGAGGAUGUGGAAAGGAUGACGGAGGGAGAUAAAUCUGGGCUGAAAGACCCUGAUGAUCAGGGAAAGCAAGAAGAAGAUGAUGGAGAGAAAAUCAGAGAGAAAGGAGAUGACAGACCUGGAAAAGGAGAUGGAGCUGAGAUUGAACCUGAAGGCGAGAAAGAAGAGAAAAGUGGAGAGAGAGAAUCUGAAGAUGGGAGAGAAAAAGCUGAAGAAGACCCAGAAACAAGAGAGAAGGGGCAGAAAGAUGAAGGGCAGAAAAAAUGA